UUCUUGACGUUUUAACCGGUGGAUUCUGGGAAGGACGGUACCGAACUUCGGCAAGAAAUAAGGAGUUUAAGACACCGGCAGUGCGAGACAGGCAUCCGACCGGGAGGGCGGUAGAGGUGGUAAAAUGAUGCGCUUCCUGCUGCUGUUUAGCCGUCAGGGAAAGCUGCGCCUGCAGAAGUGGUUCACUCCCUUGCCAGAGCGAGAGCGGCGCAAGAUCGUGCGCGACAUGACCAUGAUGGUGUUGGCGAGGAGCCCCCGCUGCUGCAGCGUUAUCCACUGGAGGGACCUGAAGGUUGUUUAUAAGAGGUACGCCAGCCUCUAUUUCUGCAGCGCUCUGGAGGACCCUGAUAACGAGCUGCUGGCCUUGGAGGUGCUGCACCGAUAUGUGGAGCUCCUGGACAAAUACUUUGGCAACGUGUGUGAGCUAGACAUCAUCUUUAACUUUGAGAAAGCCUACUUCAUCCUGGAUGAGUUCCUCUUGGGGGGCGAGGUGCAGGAGACGUCCAAGCUGCUGGUGGUGAAGUCCACACAGGAGUCGGACCUGCUGCAGGAGACGAUGGAGGAAUAUAUGCGCAAACCUGCCUUUUAAACCAUGACUGCACGUACACUGCUGAAGCACCCUGGGAGUCUGCAAGAGAUUGCUAGUAUUCCUGUCUUAAAGGCGGACCAUGGUGGAUAGAGCAGGGCACAGGGCAGCAUCCAGCCCGAGAGGGACAAGGAAACAGGAAACCUGUGCUCUGGGAGAUGGCAAACCUGUGCUCUCGUGGCCUUAUUUUAUCUCAAGCCUUUUUGUGAUGUUUCAUUUGGCAAAAGUAUGUGUUGGGGUUUAAGGGAGGAUGUAUUUGAUGUAAAACAUAUAUGUAGUUGCUUUUCUGAUAGAUUUUUUUAAUGUUGAUUUUUGGUGAAAAUGGGAAAAUUGUGAGAUGUAAUUGAGAAGAUAUCAUUUGUUUAACAUCAUGUCCACCAAACGGCCUGCAUUGUCAGUGUCAGUAGCUUUCACUUCACUGUUAAUGGCUGCUUUUGUUGUAAUGGGUUCGAACACUGAUGGAGUCUUUGGCAUGGCUGUAGUAAUAAUUUCAAAUGUAAGUGGGAUUAAUUAUUUUUUGCACCCAUAAGUCUUUGCACUGUUUCACUCCCUCUUUCAUAUAUUUAUAUAUUUUUUAAAUCACCCACACCUGGGGGGGCACAGUGUUUAGCACAAUGGCCUGAUACCUCAGGGAUUCGUGUCUCUGUCAUGGCUGAACAGGACAAGUGGUUUCAGAAAAUCGGUGGAAGGGACCACAUGCAGGUUCUGAAGGCGCAUGAGGGGUGUUACCUGGAGGUGCUUUCAGAGAUUUGCAGGACCCCAGUACCUUUAAGCAUGGGGGAGGGGGGGUCAAUGUCAACUUUUAAAUGAUGCCAUGACACUUUAUUGCCUCAUGUUUUCUGAAUAAAGGAGCAUUUCCUGUG
This is a messenger RNA of Brienomyrus brachyistius, 1449 nucleotides long. RefSeq names its product adaptor related protein complex 1 subunit sigma 3a (gene ap1s3a). Gene Ontology annotation, molecular function: clathrin-cargo adaptor activity. NCBI's taxonomy places the organism in Eukaryota, Metazoa, Chordata, Actinopteri, Osteoglossiformes, Mormyridae. Gene Ontology annotation, cellular component: membrane coat; intracellular membrane-bounded organelle; AP-1 adaptor complex. The transcript has 5 exons. The record is from RefSeq and is a predicted model, not a curated record. Gene Ontology annotation, biological process: intracellular protein transport; vesicle-mediated transport. The coding region runs from base 125 to 589 and encodes 154 amino acids.